Molecule: messenger RNA, 2312 nt
Organism: Lotus japonicus
Lineage: Eukaryota; Viridiplantae; Streptophyta; Magnoliopsida; Fabales; Fabaceae
Product: sterol 3-beta-glucosyltransferase UGT80A2-like
Exons: 14
Coding region: 231-2066 (611 amino acids)
Biological process (GO): carbohydrate metabolic process
Molecular function (GO): hexosyltransferase activity; UDP-glycosyltransferase activity
Source: RefSeq, a predicted model, not a curated record
UCUUCUUCUCACUUUCCAGCGAAAAAGAAACGAAAAGGAAAGGAAAGAAAAUGUGAGAAAAGAAAGAAGAAGAAAACCUUCUUCAUUCAUUCAUCUGAAACUAAAACUAAAAUUAUUCCUUCCCCCUCUCGAUCACCGUCACCAAUAUAAAUUCCCUUUUCCAUCCAAACAACAAACAACGACACUCGCUUUUCCGUCCCUCUUUUUUCCCUCUCCCUCUCCCUUCACCGAUGGCGCAUGAUAGCAACCACCACCACCACAACAACCACCGUUCUUCAAGCUCUUCCUCCUCCAGUGACAUUUCAGUGUAUGUCGACGCUCCCGCUACUUCCAUUGCCUCUACUUCAGGGCAUGUGGACAGGGAUUCAUCGGAGAAUGUGGCUGAGAAAGAGGCUCCUGCGGCGGGUGUUGUGGCUGUGGCGGAAGAAACUGGACCGUCCAAUCAGGGUUUGGUAAUUAGGAAUGGUGAUCGUAAAGUUGGAAAGACCAAUGGAAUCAAUUGGUUGGCCGCGAAGUUGCUUGAUGAGAAUGUUCCCAUGAAGAAAAGGCUGCGAUGGCUAAAAAAGGCUUCCUUGGUUAAGGAUGAUGGUACUGUAGUAAUUGAUGUUCCAGGGUCGCAUUCACCAAUUGAAACUGGGGUUAUUACUAAUGAAGCUCAUGAUGUAUCUUUCAAGAGAAAGCCCAGUCAGGAUAUUCGGCCUGUUCAGCCGCUUCAAAUUGUGAUGCUUAUAGUUGGAACACGGGGAGAUGUUCAGCCUUUUGUUGCCAUUGGGAAGCGUCUACAGGUAGACGGUCACAGGGUUAGGCUAGCUACUCAUAAAAAUUUUGAAGAUUUUGUCUUGAAUGCAGGCUUGGAGUUUUACCCUUUAGGUGGAGAUCCCAAAGUUCUUGCUGGUUAUAUGGUCAAGAAUAAAGGCUUCUUGCCCUCAGGUCCUUCAGAAAUACAUUUACAAAGAAAUCAAAUCAAGGCUAUUAUUAAUUCUUUGCUUCCUGCAUGCAUCAGUCCUUACCCAGAUUCCAAUGUUCCAUUUGAAGCAGAUGCAAUAAUUGCCAAUCCUCCAGCAUAUGGGCAUUCUCAUGUUGCUGAGUAUCUAAGAGUUCCCCUUCACAUAUUCUUCACAAUGCCAUGGACGCCUACCGGUGAAUUCCCACAUCCUCUUUCCCGUGUUAAGCAACCAAUUGGAUACAGACUGUCAUAUCAAAUAGUUGAUUCUUUAGUAUGGCUGGGAAUGCGAGACCUGAUAAAUGAUUUUAGGAAGAAGAAGUUGAAGUUAAGGCCUAUUACUUACCUAAGUGGGUCUUAUACUUCUCCUCCUGAGGUUCCCUAUGGUUAUAUAUGGAGCCCUCACUUGGUCCCUAAACCAAAAGAUUGGGGGCCUAACAUUGACGUUGUGGGAUUUUGUUUCCUCGAUCUUGCUUCAAAUUAUGAACCCCCAAAAUCGCUAGUAGAUUGGCUUCAAGAAGGCAAAAAACCUAUAUAUGUUGGAUUUGGUAGCCUUCCUCUACAGGCUCCAGAAAAAAUGACAAAAAUUAUUGUUCAAGCUCUGGAACAAACAGGGCAGAGAGGUAUCAUCAACAAAGGCUGGGGCGGUCUUGGGGAUUUGGCAGAAGAUAAGAAAUUUGUGUACUUAUUGGACAACUGUCCGCAUGAUUGGCUAUUUCCAAGAUGUACUGCCGUGGUACAUCAUGGGGGUGCUGGAACAACUGCUGCUGGUCUCAGAGCUGAAUGCCCAACAACUGUCGUACCGUUCUUCGGGGACCAGCCAUUUUGGGGAGAGCGAGUGCACACCAGAGGGGUAGGUCCUGCACCCAUCCCGGUGCAGGAGUUUACACUGGAAAAGUUGGUUGAUGCCAUACGCUUCAUGCUGAAUCCAGAGGUGAAAAGGCGUGCUGUUGAACUUGCUAAGGCCAUGAAAAACGAAGAUGGUGUGGAAGGAGCAGUUAAAGCCUUCUAUAAACAUUAUCCAAGCCAAAAACAUGAUACAGAGGCGCCUAAGCCAUUAGCCUCAGUUCCUAAAGGCUUCUCUAUACGAAGAUGCUUUGGUUGCUAUAACUCUUCUGGAUAAAUUGAUUCUUCAUCAUACGGCAUCCUUGUUCAUGUAGUCAUGUUUAUUCUUCAGUCCAAUUCUGUUAUAUUAGUAAUUGUGAAAUGUAAAUUGCCCUGGUGAUUUUUUUCCCUUAGUUUCACCAGAAAUAUUUCCUAAGGAUACAGUAGCGAUCAAGUUAACCUCUUUAGUGUAAGAUUUGAAUGGAAUGCCCUUCAGUAGUUCAGUAUGUUCCCGUGAUUUGCAAUUGAAAACUUUCAUGUUUAA